GGGAGCCUGCUGGUCCGACGGUGUGCGCAUGCAGUCGCCAUAAAGAGGGUGGCUGCUGCUUCGUCAGGACCUCAUCGCCGGAGGUGAGGGUAAGAUGAGCAUCACCAGUGACGAGGUGAACUUUCUGGUGUAUCGUUACCUCCAGGAGUCAGGUUUCUCCCACUCGGCCUUCACGUUCGGGAUCGAGAGCCACAUCAGCCAGUCCAACAUCAACGGGACGCUGGUGCCGCCCGCCGCGCUCAUCUCUAUCCUGCAGAAGGGGCUGCAGUAUGUGGAGGCUGAGAUCAGCAUCAACGAGGACGGCACGGUGUUCGACGGCCGCCCCAUAGAGUCCCUGUCACUGAUCGAUGCUGUGAUGCCCGACGUGGUGCAGACGCGGCAGCAGGCCUUCCGGGAGAAGCUGGCCCAGCAGCAGGCCGCGGCGGCCGCAGCAGUAGCAGCCACAGCGGCCGCGGCCACCCCAGCAGCUGUUUCCCAGCAGAACCCACCAAAGAACGGAGAGGCCACCGUGAACGGGGAGGAGAACGGAGCCCACGCCAUGAAUAAUCACUCGAAGCCGAUGGAGAUCGACGGGGACGUUGAGAUCCCGGCCAGCAAGGCCACGGUCCUGCGCGGGCACGAGUCCGAGGUCUUCAUUUGUGCCUGGAACCCCAUCAGCGACCUGCUUGCUUCGGGGUCCGGGGACUCGACGGCCAGGAUCUGGAACCUCAACGAGAACAGCAGCGGGGACUCGAGCCAGCUGGUGCUGCGGCACUGCAUCCGGGAGGGCGGCCACGACGUGCCCAGCAACAAGGACGUCACCUCGCUGGACUGGAACAGCGACGGGACGCUGCUGGCCACGGGCUCCUACGACGGCUUCGCGAGGAUAUGGACGGAGGACGGCAACCUGGCCAGCACCUUAGGCCAGCAUAAAGGGCCCAUCUUUGCCUUGAAGUGGAAUAAGAAGGGGAAUUACAUUCUGAGCGCCGGUGUAGACAAAACGACCAUCAUCUGGGACGCCCACACCGGGGAGGCCAAGCAGCAGUUUCCUUUCCAUUCCGCGCCCGCGCUCGACGUGGACUGGCAGAACAACACUACCUUCGCCUCCUGCAGCACGGACAUGUGCAUCCACGUGUGCAGGCUGGGCUGCGACCGCCCCGUCAAGACCUUCCAGGGACACACGAACGAGGUGAACGCCAUCAAAUGGGACCCCUCCGGGAUGCUGCUGGCAUCCUGCUCGGAUGACAUGACCUUAAAGAUCUGGAGUAUGAAGCAGGACACGUGUGUGCACGACCUGCAGGCCCACAGCAAGGAGAUCUACACCAUCAAGUGGGGCCCCAGCGGGCCAGCCACCAGCAACCCCAACUCCAGCAUCAUGCUCGCCAGCGCCUCCUUCGACUCAACGGUGCGGCUAUGGGACGUGGAACGGGGCGUGUGCACCCACACGCUCACCAAGCACCAGGAGCCCGUGUACAGUGUGGCCUUCAGCCCCGACGGGAAGUACCUGGCCAGCGGCUCCUUCGACAAGUGUGUGCACAUCUGGAACACGCAGAGCGGGAGUCUCGUCCACAGCUACCGAGGCACCGGGGGCAUCUUCGAGGUGUGCUGGAACGCCCGAGGGGACAAAGUGGGGGCCAGUGCAUCCGACGGCUCUGUGUGCGUGUUAGACCUGCGGAAGUAAGGCGGCCAGAGGACCAAGAGCCGGACGGGACCAGCAGCCCACGUGUGCGGCCCCACGCCACCGUCCGCUCCCCCCCGCACCCCCCCGACGCCCCACGUGAUCGGAGCGGACUCGAUCUGCCCCCGGCCGCGGGAGUCUUACCUUUUCUUGUAACCGUCGUCCAGGGGUUUAGAACGGAAGCAUCCAGUCCCAUCCGAGGGGGGAGGGCGCUUCCCACCCGGGACCUCCACCGGCACGAAGCCCCAUGGCUGGACGGCGCGGGUCGCUCUGCGGACAGGCUCUGACGAGGGGCAGGAGAGCAGGAAGCAAACAGACGCUGUGCCAAAACCAAGGAGACAAAUGCUGUGAUAAACCAAAGGGGGCUCCCCCUCCGCCACGGGCUCCUCUCCCCCCUCAACUUGGACACCACGGCGGGUCCCGCCCAGGGUGUCCAGAGACGCGCGUGCGCCGCAGCAGGGGGCGGCGGUGUGACCCCACGCCUGUUGUCCAGCAUCCUCUCCGCCGCCGGGGGCUUUCUGUCGGCUGCAGUCCUGGGGUCUGAGGUCUUCCGUCUGGGAUGGAAACUGGUUUCGAGGUGUUGCUUCUUCCCCUGCCCCGAGCGCCUCCCCCUCCGUCGGGCUUGGGCCCGGGGGCGGCAGCCUGGGGGCCCGACUUGCGUCUCGGCGGGACGCCUC
Molecule: messenger RNA, 2334 nt
Organism: Talpa occidentalis (Iberian mole)
Lineage: Eukaryota; Metazoa; Chordata; Mammalia; Eulipotyphla; Talpidae
Gene: TBL1X
Product: transducin beta like 1 X-linked
Exons: 15
Coding region: 95-1660 (521 amino acids)
Biological process (GO): regulation of transcription by RNA polymerase II
Cellular component (GO): histone deacetylase complex
Molecular function (GO): transcription corepressor activity; protein binding
Source: RefSeq, a predicted model, not a curated record